AAAAGUUGCCGACUGCCGAUCAAUCAAGAAUCCAAGAAGAACACGACUGCACAAGCAUUCCACUCAAACUCUCACCAGAGCAGCACCUGUUCGGCGCAUCACCACGCUAGCACUCGCCCUGCCAGCCCAUCGCAGCUGCGCACCAUGGGAGGAGUCCAGGAGAGCACGCCGGCGUGCACGGCAAGACCGCGUGUGCUGCUCCUCUGCAGCCCGUGCAUGGGCCACCUAAUCCCCUUCGCCGAGCUCGCGCGCCGCCUCGUGUCCGACCACGGCCUCGCCGCCACGCUCCUCUUCGCCGCGGCCACGUCCCCGCCAUCGGCGCAGUACCUGGCCGUGGCCGCCGCCGCCGUCUCCGACCGCGUGGACCUCGUGGCCCUGCCCGCGCCGCCGCCGGGCGCGCUCCCUCCCUCCGCGCACGUGCGCGACCGCGCCGCGCACGUGCGCGACCGCGCCGCGCACGCCGUCGCCUCCAACGUCCGGCGCGUCAGGGAACUGGCGCGGGCGCUGGCCGCGGCUGCGCCCCUCGCCGCGCUCGUGGUGGACAUGGUCGGCGUGCCGGCGCGCGACGUCGCGACGGAGCUGGGUGUCCCGUUCUACAUGUUGUUCACCUCGCCGUGGAUGACACUAUCCCUGUUCCUGCACCUCCCCGAGCUCGACGCCACGCGCGCCGGGGAGCACCGGGACGCCGCAGAGCCGAUCUGUCUGCCCGGCUGCGUGCCGAUCCACGCGCACGAGCUGCCGUCGUCGAUGCUCGCCGACCGCAACAGCAACACGUACUCUGGAUUCUUGUCCAUGGCCAAGAAGGUCACAAGAGUCGACGGGAUCCUUGUGAACACGUUCAGUGAGCUUGAGCCCGGGGUGGGCAACGGAAUGGAUGGUCUGGGGCUGCCGGUCUACCCCGUCGGACCUUUGGUCUGGACCAGGCCGGUCGGCGUGGACCGGGACAACGAGUGCUUGAAAUGGCUCGACCAGCAGCCACGUGGAUCCGUGGUUUACAUCUCAUUUGGCAGUGGUGGCACGCUUACGUGGCAGCAGACGGCUGAGCUGGCGCUUGGGCUGGAGCUUAGUCAGCGUAGAUUCAUCUGGGCUGCCAAGAGGCCACAGCAAGAUACAGCAAUGGGAGCAUUCUUCGGAACUAAACAAGGUGAGGAGGACAUGGCAUUGGAUUUUUUGCCUGAGGGAUUCAUCGAGAGGACGAGAGGGCUGGGGCUGGUGCUCCCAUCUUGGGCACCGCAAACGGCGAUACUUAGUCACCCUUCGGUCCGGUGCUUUGUGACACAUUGUGGGUGGAACUCUACACUAGAAAGUGUGAUGAAUGGAGUGCCGAUGGUCGCCUGGCCACUCUAUGCAGAGCAGAACAUGAACGCUGCGAUGAUGGAGGUCCAAGUAGGGGUGGCGGCCCGGGUUAAGGUAGGACCUGACCGGUUUAUUACCAAAGAGGAGGUUGCAAGCGCGAUUCAACAUGUGAUGGAAGGGAAGGAAGCUGAAAGAAUGAGGGAGUGGGCAACUGAACUUAGAGAGAAAUCAGUGCAUGCUUUGAGCAAGGGUGGUUCUUCAACUCAUGCUCUAGCACAUAUUGUAAAUAUGUGGAAACAAAAUUCUUCUGGUAGGAAAUGAAGAAAUUGGGGAAUCAUUUUAUA
Messenger RNA from Phragmites australis (common reed), 1640 nucleotides. Its product is annotated as hydroquinone glucosyltransferase-like. Bases 145 to 1617 code for a protein of 490 amino acids. The record is from RefSeq and is a predicted model, not a curated record. Gene Ontology annotation, molecular function: UDP-glycosyltransferase activity. The transcript has a single exon. Lineage: Eukaryota; Viridiplantae; Streptophyta; Magnoliopsida; Poales; Poaceae.